This is a messenger RNA of Parathielavia appendiculata, 3319 nucleotides long. RefSeq lists its product as uncharacterized. Bases 311 to 3304 code for a protein of 997 amino acids. The record is from RefSeq and is a predicted model, not a curated record. The transcript is spliced from 4 exons. NCBI's taxonomy places the organism in Eukaryota, Fungi, Ascomycota, Sordariomycetes, Sordariales, Chaetomiaceae.
CAAGUCCUAAGCAAGGUAGCAACGCACGCACUCACGCACGCAGCAGCGUGGGCAGUCUUUCCCAGGCUUGGUCAAACAAGUAGGACUGAAGAUCUCGGUGACGAUUCGCAACUCUCCUCGAGCCUCGUUGACACCACGCAAUCCGUCUCGGCACAACAGAAAAUAUAACAAAAAUGGGUGGCGGAUGACUGCGCCUGCCUUGGGUUUGUGAACUUUGCUCAAUCGGUUGGACUUAUGCGACUCAAUUUCCUCCAAGUUCGCCCCUAGAUCUCGUUGGAUUCACAAGGGCCCAACCAACACACACCAACACAUGGACAUCAAGAAGCCCUUUACCUCCCUCCUGGAGGACCAAUCUUCCGGCCCCGGACCGAGCGCCUCGGCCCUCCGGCCCCUGUCGCCCUUCCGAACUGGCCGUCGCUCAUCAGAAACUCGGAGUGGAGAUGGACGGGGCACGCACGCGGCGCCGUCCCACUCGGGCCUCGACCUCGAUCUCUCUCAAGACCAGGCUGCCCUGUCCUGCGUAACCAAAGAAACAUCGCAAGAAGAUUGCGCCAGACACAGGUUCAUCGUCUGGGCCGCCGUCAAGCGCAAUUCAUCCGUGCGCAUGACUCCCCAGGAGCGAUUAGAAUGCCCGCUGCUCAGGUGCACGCAGCGGUUUCCAAACCACGAAUCGAUGCUCAAGCAUCUUGCCGGCUGCAGAUAUCUCGCCUCGGGCGAGUAUUGGUGUUAUGACCAUAUGAGGGUGGAGCGCUUCGACGAUCUCAGGUGCAAGCGCUGCCUGGGCCACCCCUCCAAGAGACGCAAGAUGCUUUCCAUGGCCAAGAACUUCUUCCAUUCGCUCGGUCACAAGGCCAAGAAGCCAGCCGGCGUGGGAUUCGACGACGAGGAAGUGAUGCUUCCGCCACCACCGAGCUACGAUUCCCUCAACAUUCCCAGCGUCGACGGCACGGCCAGCGAGUUGCCGUCCACCGAGAUCGUCGAAAUCGACUCGAUGGAGGUGUCCCUUUUCCAGCCUACCCCGACGCCAGGCCCCCACAACGUCAUCAACCCCCAGGCUCUCCUGAUGCCAGCCGUUCCUGCCCUCCCUGAGCUCGAUUCGACCGUUCCUCCAAGCGAGCCCUUCAUGCAAUGGCCGCCGAUGCCCGGGUUCCUCCCCACGUCGUUCUCAGCUGUGCCAUCGUUCUCAGGUGGGCCGCAGGAUGACGGUGCUUUCAGGGGCCCGGCUGCUAAGCCGAUACUACAGCUAGCCACGGCCGGUCUUCAAGGCCGUCGUCAAACGCCACGGCCAGUUUUUAGGCCUGCUCCCAGCGUUCCGCGCAGCAAAGGUCUGGCCCCUAGCUCCUCGGUGAGAUCGACGGCUAGCACCGACACCAACGCGAGCAUGGCGAGCAACGGAAGUUCCAUGAUUUCGCCGGCCUCAAAUUGGAGCGGGACUUGGUCAAUGGCGUCCGGGCUGAACACAGGCAUGACGUCCCCCGUGGACGGUGUCGUGGCUGACGACAUGUUUGCGGAUGCAUUGAACGGCUACCAAGGCGAGAUAUGCCCCGAUUCUUUGCACGAUUUCUUCUCAGAGCUCCCCGCGGACAUGCCCAUGCUCGAUAACGCGUGCGACAUGGCUUCGUCCAGUGCCCUUCUUGGAGUCGACGCCCCUGUGCCUGCCAGCCUGUCAUAUGCGCCGGAGAUCGUCCUGACGGACGACACAGCUCGGGCUGUGAAGAUCGACGAGCCCGAGGUUGGUCAGACGAACACGUGCUGCUCCGAAACCAAGUCGCUGGUCAGCUCCGCGUGGGACGCUCUGCAAGAGCACAUAGUGUCGUCCAUGGUGAAACUCCAAUAUUACAGGGAGAACUACAUUGCCAACCAGCUCAGCUCCAUGUCGAUUAGGACGGUAGCAACAACAGGGCUACGGACGCUCCGCGCCCUCAUCAACGGCCAGCAACCCUCUUCAGCGAGCGACGCGCUUUGCUUGGUUCAUCUCGUCUACGCCUUCUCCCUGGUCCUUCAUGAACAGGAAACAUCCGCCCGUUUCAACGACCUCUUUCUUCGGUCUCUAGCAUAUGCCAAUGGGUUACCGUCACACGACAGGAACUUCUACCGGCAGCUUGUCAUUAGUAUAUGGCAGCCACCAGACCUUAGUGAAGCCCACAUUGGGCAACGACUGGCUGGGUUGGCGGAUAGGUCAGUUGGGCUGUGUCAGAACGCCAAAGGGAAAUCCCCAGAGACAUAUGAAGGAAGGAGUGGCUGGGGCAAUGAUUCUCUGCUCAUGGCAGCGCGCGACUUCCUUGAUGAGCUUGAAAUCAGCGUCGUUCUUAACCAAGGUUCCCUGCCGCUCGAUGUGCAGGUCUCUGAUUUGAAUAUCACGCAUCUGAAGGAGAUGAGCCCGGGUGGCCACGUAAACGGAGCGCUACUGGCAACGGCAAAAUACGUAUUAGAAACGCUUUCGCAGGGGCUUGGCGAUGCUUGCCUCACGAACAGACUUGGAGUUGUUUACGGGAGACUCGGCGAUGGCUCCAUCUGCAGCGUCCGAAGGAUCGAGCUCGAGGUGCUUCAAGCUGGCAAGAGUUGCCUACCGUCCACGAAGUUCUUCAGCAGCUUCGUGCCCAACGUCAGACAACUAUGCGACCAGAUCUACGAGCAACAUGACGUGGGAAGGGCGAAGCGUAAUGUCUACCACGGACUUGGCGUCUCGCUGAUUGAGAGCUUGAUCCCAGAAGUCGAUAACUCGGGCGCCAAAGCACCUGAAGCGCAGCUCGACGACCUUGAUGCAUUCUUUAAUGACCUGACCUCUGAGGCGGGCAAUACAACCGACGCGCUCACAGACCUGCAGCCGGCAGUCCCGCACACGUUCAAAUCCGAUGCCAGCCGCGCCCAGCUUCCCACGCCGACAGCAACGUCGUCUAGUAGCGGCGGGACGCCGUCCAGCGCCCAGACGCCCGGCCCAGCAGCCGCCGAGCAAGCAGAGCAAUGCACUACGUUGAAAACAACAUCGGAGCAGCAGCAACCGCCGGGGCAGCAGCAGCAGCAGCAGAAAGUGGAGGCCAACUCGUGCUGCGAGAUCUGCGGGUACCGCCCCAAGGGCGACCCGCAGUGGUUCAAGGGCAGCAUGGCCAAGCACAAGAAGCUGCAGCACAGCACGGAGCCGCCCAGGAUCUACAAGUGUCCGUACCCGGGCUGCACCAGCCAGUAUAAGAACCGGCCGGACAACCUGAGGCAGCAUCAAAUUGAGAAGAACCAUUGGCUGGCUGGCGAUGAGAACACGCCGAGGCGGCCGAGCAAAAGGAAGAAGGUGGCCGAGGGGGAGUGAAUAUCAGGGAGGGGA